AUGGAUUUCUUAUACGAGACCCAAGAGAUACCAAUUGAAACUGUAUCAACAACUGAACAAGAAACAGUACCAAAGAAAAAAAAUAACGAAGAAAAUAAUGACAAUCCUUUAUUGAAAAAUGUGAAACAGGAUAUUAAAACUGAACAAGCAUUCAGUGAUUUAGAACAAGCAUUAGAUCAUGGUAUCACUAAAACAACUAAUUUCUUGUAUAAUCUCUGGAACAAUGAUCAAAAAGUUGAACUUAAUAAGGAUGCUAUUACGAACACCAAGAAUAAAGACCAAGAAGAACACAACAAUACUAUUAAAGACAAAGGUGAUGAAACUGCUACGACCACAAACAAGGAUGCAAUAAUAAAUGAACAACUAACUCAGAGUCUUUUAGAUGCUGUUGAUACUAAGAUAAUGCAAGCUGAAAAUUACAUUCAAAGCAACGUUAGUGUCUUAAGCUCUGAGUUGUCUUCGAAAUUUUCAAAUCUAAAAAUAGAAGAUGUCAAGAAAAACAUCAUUUCCACUCAUGAAAAAGUUACCAAUUUGGCAAAACAAAUCUCUGGAGACAAUCAAGAUACUGAAAACAAAAAUAAAAUAGCCAUUGAAAACUUUUUAAAAUCCAACGAGAACGCUAAACUUACAGAAACAAUCCAAACAUUGAUUGAUUCAAUAUUCAAUACAGAAAGCCCAAAUGAUACAGAAGUUAAACAAAUGCUAUCAAAAGAUCCAUCUUGGAUUCAAUUAUAUGAGAAAGUUGUUCCCGCUAAGUUACCAAAUGAUGUAUUUUGGAGCAUAUAUGAUGAUAAAAUACUUGCCGUUAUUAAACAAAAGAAAAUAAACAUAGUUAAACAAAAAAUGGAGAGCUCUAAAAAUGUACCUUCUUGGGAUGAUGAUGAUGAUGACGAUGAUGAUAAUGAUGACGCCAACGUCGAUGAUGGAAACGACUCUAUCUCCAAUACUGCUGAAAAUAAAAAUUUAAAUGACGAUAUUGUCAUUGUGGAAAAAGAUUUUGCUAGAGGUGAUAAUAUGUAUAGCAAUUCCACAGAUAAGGAAAAUACCAAGGAAGGUGACAAUGCAAAUGAUGAUGAUGAUGAUGAUGAUGAUUGGGAGUGA
Saccharomycodes ludwigii is the source of this 1101-nucleotide messenger RNA. It is a transcript of the gene DOS2, whose product is annotated as Dos2p. NCBI's taxonomy places the organism in Eukaryota, Fungi, Ascomycota, Saccharomycetes, Saccharomycodales, Saccharomycodaceae. The transcript has a single exon. The coding region runs from base 1 to 1101 and encodes 366 amino acids. The record is from RefSeq and is a predicted model, not a curated record.